AGGAUCCCCUAUAGGAAUAUACUGAUAACUGUUCUCAUAAGGACGUGCACUGUUGUUAUAGGCUCUCAGCCAUCUGACAGAGAAAACACACCAGCAGGGCCACGUGACCUGUCCAGUAUGGAUAGGGGGAGGUCCUUCUCUUUGCAUGCAAAACGCAUGGAGCUAGUGAGAAGGAUCUUCAGCUUCCCUGGAGACUUACAGACGCAGUGAGAAGAUGACUCUGGCAGCCUAUAAAGAAAAGGUCAAAGAGCUCCCCCUGGUGUCUCUGUUCUGCUCCUGCCUGAGGCCACACACUGCAGAAAAAGCUACUUACAAAGCAGAAGACGCAGUGGACUUGGGCUGGUGCGUCAUCAAAGAUGUGGAGGUGAUUGAGAUAAACAAGCGGACAUCGGGCCAGGCCUUUGAGGUCAUUCUCAAGCCCCCUUCCUUUGAUGGCGUGCCAGAACUCAACACCUCCAUGCCGCAGCGCCGGGACCCUUCUCUGGAGGAAAUUCAAAAGAAGCUGGAGGCUGCCGAGGAGAGACGGAAGUGUCAGGAGGCUGAACUGCUAAAGCACUUGGCUGAGAAGAGGGAACACGAGCGUGUGGUGAUCCAGAAGGCAUUUGAGGAGAACAACAACUUCAUCAAGAACGCAAAGGAGAAGCUGGAGCAGAAAAUGGAGGCCAAUAAGGAGAACAGAGAGGCUCUUCUGGCUGCUAUGCUGGAGAGGCUGCAGGAGAAGGAUAAACACGCAGAGGAAGUGAGAAAGAACAAGGAGAUGAAAGAGGAGGCCUGUCGGUAGACAGAGUGAAGCAGCGGAGCCAAAACCGAAUGCUUCAGACUACAAGGUUUCUUUGUGGGGGGAAAUAAAUAAAUAAAAGACUUUAUAACAGCAACUUGAAUGAGUUUAGAAGUUAAGUUUCAAAUUUGAAUCUGUGCUGUAACAAUUCUGACCAAGCUGUACAAAGUUUAGCCAAUGCUUGAUGUUGAAAUUUCCUUUUUGCUUUUAAAAGAAAACAGAUGAGGGGGUGUUGUUGGGAUGAGAGACCGCCUCGGUACAGACACUUCAAGAGUUUGACAGCUUUGAUUUUUUUUGUAGCAGGAUUCAGUGAAAAAUUAAACUAGAGCCAUUUCUUUUCCACUGCAUUGUUCAGAAAGCAGAAAACUGCAAACGACUGAAUCAAAUUCUUAUAAUAACCAAGUUGCGCUUAAUUUUACUAGUUUGUCAGCAGCUCGGCUGAAGAUCGAUUUGGUCACUUGUUAGACUGAAAAUAUGGAAACAGCGAGUCAUAAUCCAAAUUGCUAACUAGUGAAUAUGCGGGGAAAAGAAUAAUGCUUCAAACUGGACUUGCACAAACCACCCCGGUUUUCUUCUUUUUCAGUCACAACAAAACCAACAUUUGUUCCAUUUCUGUGUCGGUUUCAGUAAAGAUGAAAAACAUAUUUCCAUUGUUUGUAAGAGGAGUUAAACGGAAAGAUGAAAUUUGUAAAGUGUGUGGGUUUUUUUGGGUUUUUUUGUUUUUGUUUUUGGACCGUUCCCAGGUUCUUUCUUCUCUUUAGCUGUUGUCUAGUUGUAGUUCGAUAACAUGCRUUUCUCAAAUUCAGAGCACUGAUUGCACUCUUUUUUUUCAUUAAGCACAUCUCUAAAGCACAUUUGGAUACAAGAGGAAUGGUAAUCACUCAGAAAAUUAACAAUAACAUCAGAAGAAGUCCAGGACUCWGUUCUAUUUGGUCAAAUUUACAACAAGCACUGUGUUUGCCUUGGUGCUCUGAUUGUUCAUCAUCCUAAAGGGAAUUGAAAAUAAAUAAAUAAAAGGAUGAAAUGUGCCCAAGUAAUUGAGUCAUACUGACUUCACAUUGACUUGACUGAAAUAUUUCAAUGUUUGUAUUGUAACUUGGAAGUUAUCAUGGGCUUUGUACUUGCUGUAACAAUGUGUUGCUGUUUAUCUUCAAGGAUUGUAUUUAUUUGGCAUGAUCAAUAAAAACAAAAAAAAACUUUAUUGAA
Molecule: messenger RNA, 1984 nt
Organism: Austrofundulus limnaeus
Lineage: Eukaryota; Metazoa; Chordata; Actinopteri; Cyprinodontiformes; Rivulidae
Gene: stmn4
Product: stathmin-like 4
Exons: 6
Coding region: 215-781 (188 amino acids)
Biological process (GO): microtubule depolymerization; neuron projection development; regulation of microtubule polymerization or depolymerization
Cellular component (GO): cytoplasm; neuron projection
Molecular function (GO): tubulin binding
Source: RefSeq, a predicted model, not a curated record